AUGAACAAUUAUGAGGCUGAAGGCAUCAUUAUAUCAAAACAAUAUGAUGUUAAAGAUAUUCAAAAUUCCAAAAAACAGGCUGUGCUUCUUGAUAUCAUCUCCACAGUUAUGCCAAUUCUUUUAACUAAAUAUUUAAACCUGUUGGCUUUAGAUUCUACUAGUCAUUGUAAUAGCUUAAACUUUCCAAAUACAGCUUUCAUAGUUAGAUCUGCAGAUAAAUCAAUUGCAAGCAGUUUUCUUGAAUCCUAUCUUUGCCAAAAAGAAGCUAAUAGUUACAAGAAGGAUGAGCUCAAACUAUCUAAAAAAAGAGGCCCUAAAAAUAAAAGAAAAAGUCAAUUAGUGCUGAGUGAAUCUAUUUAUCUCCAAGAUACAAAUAUGCCUUACAAAACUGUAAAAAUUGUUGAAAUUAUUGAUAAAAGCAGAGUUAUUGUAGAGGUUACUUUUGAAAGUGAUAAUACAGAUUGA
Cetraspora pellucida is the source of this 465-nucleotide messenger RNA. Lineage: Eukaryota; Fungi; Glomeromycota; Glomeromycetes; Diversisporales; Gigasporaceae. The record is from the annotation of a GenBank genome assembly.